GUUGUUUCUGAGUUGUCUGUGAGUGACUUACGGGGGUAAAAGCUCCGUCCCGAAUGUGUUGAAUUAUCUAAAAGAGAGAGUCUAUAAAAGUGAAUUACUUUUCAACGAUCUCACCAACAAGUUAGACGGUCCAGACAAACAUGGUGGCGACCAGCACGAUAAAGACCAAGACCACGGAGGGCCUGUCCGAGCUGGUGAAGCGGCACUACGACCCCGCUUGGCUCGAGAGGGAGCUGGACCUGCGGGACGGUGGCCGGGCGGCGUCCCCGCCCGACGCCGCGGACCCCGCUCCCGGCGAGGACGACCCGGCUUGCGCGCGGCAGCUGGCCCGGGCCUUCGAGGGGGUGCUGUCCCGCGCCAAGAGGACCACGCUGCGCUGCGGCGCCCUGCUGGUCCCCGAGCUGCUGACGCGGCGCGCGGCGAGGGCCGUGCUGCGGCUGGCGUCCGGCGAGCCGUGCGGCCUGCGGGGCGCCCGGCUCCUCCUGCAGCUGGAGCUGGACUGCGGCGGCGGCGGCGGCGUGCGGCCGCUGGAGCGCGUGGCCUGGGACGGCGGGGUCGAGCCCACCUUCGAGCUGACGCUGGUGUUCAAGCAGGACGGCGUGGGGGGCGUGGCCGGCGGCGGCAGGUCCCGCUGGCCCGGGCUGCGGGAGCUACUCCUGGGUGCCUGCCUCUUCGCGCGCGGCUCCUCGGGGCGCGCCAUCAAGCUGAGCCCCGCCUUCCGGCUGGUGAAGAGGAAACUGUACGCGCCGGGGGCGGCGGCAGUGGUGGUGGAGUGCUGAGGGGGGGCGGGGAUGCACUACUGGGGGAGGGCGUGAAGGGGUGUGCGGCUGGAGGUCUUCUUCGACACUUUGCUGGUACCUAGACCUACAGCCUGGUCUGUUAGCCAGGUUCAGGCGGUCUUCUUCGUUGGUCUCCUGGUCACGGUGGGACCGGGUCGGUCGACGCUGGAGGAGACUUGGUUCACGUGCGUGGGGACGGGGGCGGUUGUAACACCUCGAUGCUGGGGGAGACUUGUUACACGUGUGGUGGUGCACUGGUGACCUUCCCACUGAAGCUCACUAUUCAGGCACUUUAUUCACUAUUCACUAGUGUGAGAUGUUUGAAAUGUUGCGUGCGAAUGUAGAACGAUUGUCUGUUUCGUGAGCCACUUGACACUUCAUUAUGCUUCUUUUUUUCUCUUUUACUUGUGUAUUUAAGUCCCCUCGACUCAACUCAAGUCGUCUCCAGACCUUGUGAUUAUUCUGGUGAGAAUGUCACACUGCGGUGUUGUACCCGUCGUUGUUUCACUGUUCAAUAAGUUGCGUUUUUAUUUUUGCCUUCAGUAAAUACCGCUUGUAGAUGGCAGGUUUCAGGAAGUUUGGAUAACAGUUUGGUUGUUCAACUAUUUUCCCCGUUGAUUGUAAUUUGAGUGUAAAGGAUAAACAACUUUUGUAUUAACUAUUUGUAGGAACUGUUUUUGUCAGAAGAUCUGUAUAUUUGAC
Gadus chalcogrammus (walleye pollock) is the source of this 1481-nucleotide messenger RNA. Its product is annotated as DNA damage-inducible transcript 4-like protein. Gene Ontology annotation, biological process: negative regulation of signal transduction. The transcript is spliced from 3 exons. The record is from RefSeq and is a predicted model, not a curated record. NCBI's taxonomy places the organism in Eukaryota, Metazoa, Chordata, Actinopteri, Gadiformes, Gadidae. Gene Ontology annotation, cellular component: cytoplasm. Bases 141 to 779 code for a protein of 212 amino acids.